Messenger RNA from Acanthoscelides obtectus, 249 nucleotides. Lineage: Eukaryota; Metazoa; Arthropoda; Insecta; Coleoptera; Chrysomelidae. The record is from the annotation of a GenBank genome assembly.
AUGAACCUACCCGCUGACAAUCCGGCAAGCAACCUUCCAAGGAUAAGCAUCUCAACACUACCAGCAGGCUUGCAAGAGAAGAACAUUACGGCAGCCAUUGCAGCCAAGGCAGCGCAUAUCACCAAGACGCUCUUUCUGCCCAACCGGGCGGCCAGUGCAGAGCCGCCCAAUGACCCUACGGCCGCCCCCAAUAUGAACGUGCACACCACUGUGGACCAUACUAUGUUCAGGGCACAUGGGGAUGGAUAA